CGUGAUGCCAGUUUUUCAAAAGUCUCAAGAAGUGAUCCUAGCAAUUACAGGCUGGCAUACUUCCGACAGGGCGUUGCCCUUCAGUACCUUGGACGCCAUGCGGACGCACUGGCAGCAUUUGCAUCUGGGCUGGCUCAGGAUCCCAAGAGUCUGCAGCUGCUUGUUGGAAUGGUGGAAGCUGCCAUGAAAUCCCCCAUGCGAGAGUCACUCGAGCCAACCUAUCAGCAACUUCAGAAGAUGAAGCUGGACAAGAGCCCCUUUGUGGUGGUAUCAGUGAUUGGCCAGGAGCUCCUCACUGCAGGCCACCACGGAGCCUCUGUGGUUGUGUUAGAAGCUGCCCUGAAGAUCGGCACUUGCAGCCUGAAGCUGAGGGGAUCUGUGUUCUCUGCGCUGAGCAGUGCUUACUGGUCUCUUGGGAACACAGAGAAAAGCACAGGGUAUAUGCAGCAGGACCUGGAUGUAGCCAAGACAUUAGGUGACCAGACAGGAGAAUGCCCAGCUCAUGGGAAUCUGGGCGGGAGUGUGAAGCUAUAUCGGGAGGCCCUGACUAACCACAGACAUCAGCUGGUGCUCGCCAUGAAACUCAAGGACAGAGAGGCAGCGUCCUCCGCCCUGAGCAGCCUGGGCCAUGUGUACACAGCCAUUGGCGACUACCCCAAUGCCCUGGCCAGUCACAAGCAGUGUGUGCUCCUUGCGAAACAGUCCAAAGAAGAGCUCUCGGAGGCCCGCGAGCUGGGCAACAUGGGGGCAGUGUACAUCGCCAUGGGGGACUUUGAGAAUGCUGUGCAGUGCCACGAGCAGCACCUGAAGAUUGCCAAGGAGCUGGGGAACAAGCGGGAGGAGGCGCGAGCCUAUAGCAACCUGGGCAGUGCCCACCACUACCGGAGGAACUUCGACAAGGCCAUGUCCUACCACAAUUACGUGCUGGAGCUGGCCCAGGAGUUGGCUGAGAAGGCCAUUGAGAUGCGGGCCUAUGCUGGCCUGGGCCAUGCUGCCAGGUGUAUGCAAGACUUGGAGAGGGCCAAACAGUACCAUGAAGAACAGCUGGGCAUAGCUGAGAGCCUGCAGGACCGAGCUGCUGAGGGCAGAGCCUCCUCCAAUCUAGGGAUCAUUCACCAGAUGAAAGGCGACUAUGACUCUGCCCUGAAGCUCCACAAAACUCACUUGUGCAUUGCGCAGGAGCUGAAUGACUAUGGUGCUCAGGGCAGGGCCUAUGGCAACAUGGGCAAUGCCUACAACGCCCUUGGCAUGUAUUUUCAGGCUGUGAAAUACCACCGGCAGGAGCUGCAGAUUUCGAUGGAAGUGAAUGAUCGGGCCUCGCAGGCAUCCACCCAUGGGAACUUAGCAGUGGCCUACCAGGCAUUAGGUGCCCAUGACCGGGCACUGCAGCACUACCAAAACCACCUCAACAUCGCCCGGGAGCUGCGGGACAUACAGAGUGAAGCUCGGGCCCUCAGUAACCUGGGGAACUUCCAUUGCUCACGAGGAGAGUAUGUGCAGGCAGCCCCUUACUAUGAGCAAUACCUGCGCCUGUCCCCAGAGCUGCAGGACAUGGAGGGGGAGGGGAAAGUGUGCCACAACCUUGGCUAUGCCCAUUACUGCCUGGGGAACUAUGAGGAGGCUGUAAAGUACUACGAGCAGGAUCUGGCCUUAGCAAAGGACCUGCAUGACAAGCUGAGCCAAGCCAAGGCCUACUGCAACCUGGGCCUGGCGUUCAAGGCCCUAAUGGACUUCAGCAAAGCCGAGGAGUGCCAGAAGUACCUGCUGUCUCUGGCCCAGUCUCUGAACAACUCCCAAGCCAAAUUCCGGGCACUCGGGAACCUGGGAGAUAUUUUUAUAUGUAAAAAAGAUGUCAGUGGUGCAAUAAAAUUCUAUGAGCAGCAGCUGAGCUUAGCCCAUCAUGUCAAAGACAGGAGAUUGGAGGCCAGCGCCUAUGCAGCCUUGGGCUCUGGGUACAGGAUGAUACAGAAAUACGACAAGGCCCUAGGGUACCAUACACAGGAACUGGAGGUUUACCAGGAGCUAGGGGAUCUGCCGGGUGAAUGCAGAGCCCAUGGCCACCUUGCUGCAGUCUACAUGUCCCUUGGGAAAUACACCAUGGCAUUCAAGAGUUACGAAGAGCAGCUGGAACUUGGACAGAAGCUAAAGGACCCCAGUAUAGAGGCCCAAGUCUACGGCAAUAUGGGCAUCACCAAGAUCAACAUGAAUGUCAUGGAGGAAGCUAUUGGGUACUUCGAGCAGCAGCUUGCCAUGCUGCAGCAGCUGAGUGGAAAUGAAGCUGUCCUGGACAGAGGCCGAGCCUACGGAAACCUGGGCGAUUGUUACGAGGCUCUAGGAGAUUACGAAGAAGCCAUCAAGUAUUAUGAGCAGUACUUGUCUGUUGCUCAGAGCUUAAAUCGCAUGCACGACCAGGCGAAGGCCUAUCGGGGCCUGGGAAACGGGCACAGGGCAAUGGGAAGUUUGCAGCAGGCUCUGGUCUGCUUUGAGAAGCGGCUCGUGGUGGCCCAUGAGCUUGGGGAGGCGUUCAACAAAGCCCAGGCCUAUGGGGAGCUGGGGAGUCUGCACAGCCAAUUAGGAAAUUACGAGCAAGCCAUCUCCUGCGAAAUGAAAGACCAGGCUCUGGAGAGCGAUGCCGCCUGUGGGCUGGGGGGAGUCUAUCAGCAAAUGGGUGAGUACGACACCGCACUGCAGUACCACCAGCUGGACCUGCAGAUUGCAGAGGAGACCAACAAUCCCACCCACCAGGGCAGAGCGUAUGGGAACCUGGGACUAACGUAUGAGUCACUGGGCACCUACGAGAGGGCAGUGGUUUAUCAGGAGCAACAUCUCAGCAUUGCAGCUCAAAUGAAUGACUUGGUGGCCAAAACCAUGUCCUACAGCAGCCUCGGGAGGACGCACCAUGCCCUGCAGAACUACUCUCAGGCUGUGAUGUACUUGCAGGAAGGACUGAGACUGGCAGAACAACUGGGACGUAGAGAAGAUGAAGCCAAAAUCCGCCAUGGCCUAGGCCUGUCCCUCUGGGCUAGUGGGAAUCUGGAGGAGGCCCAGCACCAGCUCUACAGGGCAUCAGCGCUGUUUGAAACCAUUCGUCACGAGGUGCAGCUCAGCACAGACUACAAGCUGUCGCUCUUUGACCUGCAGACAUCAUCAUACCAGGCCCUGCAGCGAGUGCUCGUCAGCCUUGGUCACCAUGACGAAGCCCUGGCGGUAGCAGAAAGAGGGCGAACGAGAGCCUUCGCCGACUUGCUGGUGGAACGUCAGACUGGACAGCAGGACUCUGACCCCUAUUCUCCCAUCACCAUCGACCAGGUGCUGGAGACGGUGAAUGGCCAGAGGGGACUUGUUCUGUACUACUCAUUGGCUGCUGGCUACCUGUACAGCUGGUUACUUGCUCCUGGGGCAGGAAUUCUGAAAUUUCAUGAAUACUACCUGGGCGAUGGCAUGGCAGAGAAUGCCGGGGACAUCCAUGAAGCAAGCAGCGUGGCCUUCCAAACAGUGACUAAUUCUGCUCUGGAUCUCUACAUCUCAAGUGUGCGAGAAGCACUGGGCGUGGACUCCUACUACACCCGAGCCUGCGCCAGCAGCGAGACAGAGAGUGAAGCUGGGGACAUCAUGGACCAGCAGUUUGAGGAGAUGAAUAAUAAGCUGAACGGCACAGAGCUCCAGGAGACUGCAGUUAACCUCUCCCUCUUGUCUGUCCACAGGUGCUGUCAGAGCAUGAGCAGCCUGGCCAGCAGCACCAUGUGCCCUGUGCAGGCUGGAGCAGCCUCUCUUCCCAGGAGGCAAAGCAUGUUGGCCAAAGCCCCACUACGCGCGCUCUAUGACCUGCUGAUUGGUCCCAUGGAAGGGGGUCUAAUGCAUUCCAGUGGUCCAGUCGGCCGCCAUCGCCAGCUGAUACUAGUUCUAGAGGGAGAACUGUACCUUAUCCCCUUUGCUCUCCUGAAAGGAAGCUCCUCGAAUGAGUACCUCUAUGAGCGCUUCAGCCUCAUUGCAGUCCCAUCCAUCCAGUCGCUGAACCCCAACUCCAAGUCCCUUUUGAGGAAGAAUGCUCCUGCUAACUCCAGUUCUACUUCAAUGGCAGCUGUCAUAGGAAAUCCCAAACUCCCUGCUGCAGUAAUGGACAGAUGGCUUUGGGGACCUAUGCCCUCUGCAGAAGAAGAGGUCUAUAUGGUUUCUGAAUUACUUGGCUGCCAACCUCUGGUUGGCAAUGUGGCAACAAAAGAGAGAGUCAUGAGCGCACUAACUCAGGCAGAGUGUGUCCAUUUUGCAACCCAUGUGUCCUGGAAGCUGGCGGCAUUGGUCCUAACGCCCAAUGCUGAUAGCACCCCAGCCAGUAGCAAGAGCUCCUUCGGGAAUCCCUACACAAUUCCAGAAUCCCUCCGGAUGCAGGAUGAUGCCAGUGACGUGGAGAGUAUCUCAGAUUGCCCUCCUCUCCAGGAGUUCCUGCUCACAGCAGCUGACAUUCUGGAUCUGCGGCUUCCUGUCAAAUUAGUAGUUCUUGGCUCCUACCAAGAGUCCAGCAACAAAGUCACUGCUGAUGGGGUUGUUGGCUUGACUCGGGCAUUCCUAGCUGCUGGGGCUCAGUGUGUCCUGGUGUCACUCUGGCCUGUUCCUGUGGCUGCUUCCAAAAUGUUUGUGCAUGCCUUCUACGCCUCCCUCCUGAACGGAAUGAAAGCCAGCGCAGCCCUGGGCGAGGCCAUGAAAACCGUGCAGAGCAGCAAGCAGUUCUCCCAUCCAUCCAACUUUGCAGGCUUCAUGCUUAUAGGGAGUGAUGUGAAGCUUAACAGCCCUUCCUCGCUAAUUGGACAGGCCCUGACAGAGAUUCUGCAGCAUCCGGAUAGAGCACGAGAUGCCCUGCGAGUCUUAUUACACCUGGUGGAGAAGUCACUGCAGCGAAUCCAGAAUGGGCAGCACAAUUCCAUGUACACCUCUCAGCAGAGUGUGGAGAAUAAAGUUGGCGGUAUUCCAGGCUGGCAAGCGCUACUCACUGCUGUGGGGUUUCGACUUGACCCUCCCGCUAGUGGUCUUCCAGCUGCAGUGUUCUUCCCAACCGCCGACCCCCCCCAGUCCCUUCUUGGUUUGCCUAACCCAGCACUUCAGGCACUUUGCAAACUUAUCACUGCUUCAGAGACGGGAGAACAGCUUAUUAACCGGGCUGUUAAAAAUAUGGUGGGAAUGCUACAUCAGGUCUUGGUUCAACUCCAAGCAGGAGAAAAGGAGCAGGAUUUCCCCGCUGCACCGAUCCAGGUCUCCAUCAGUGUGCAGCUUUGGAGGCUGCCUGGCUGCCAUGAGUUUCUGGCAGCCUUAGGCUUUGACCUUUGUGAAGUUGGGCAGGAGGAGGUGAUACUGAAAACUGGGAAACAAGCUAAUAGGAGGACCAUGCAAUUUGCUCUCCAGUCCCUACUGGCACUUUUUGAUUCUACAGAGCUGCCCAAACGUCUGAGCUUGGACAGUUCCUCGUCACUGGAAUCACUGGCUUCUGCUCAGUCCAUUUCCAACCCACUACCUCUGAGCUUCCAGAACCCUCCUUUCUCUCCCACCUGUCCCGACAGCAUUGCCUCGGAUGCCAUUUCUGUGUACAGCCUGAGCUCUAUUGCUUCAUCCAUGAGUUUUGUUUCCAAGCCGGAGAGCACAGCAGAAGGUGGAGGGCACAGAGUGCGACAGGACUACGAAAGGCCUAAGAAUGUCUAUCUGCAAAGGCCCUCUCUGCCACGGAGCCAGCUGUCUCCACAGACAAGUGACGCGGCCAACAAAGACAAUGAAGAAUAUGAAGGAUUUUCUAUAAUCAGCAGUGAGCCUAUGACAACCUAUCAAGACAAUAUAAAAGCAGGAUUUUCCCCUGACCAUAAACAAUCCAAAGCUGGUCAAUCUGGAGGGAUCAAAAUGUCUGUCAGUUCCAAAGGGAGCAUAAGUACCCCAAACUCCCCUGUUAAAAUGACUCUAAUUCCCAGUCCAAACUCACCUUUCCAAAAAGUUGGAAAGCUUGCAAGUUCUGAUACAGGAGAAUCUGACCAGUCUAGCACUGAAACCGACAGCACUGUCAAAUCCCAGGAGGAGAACAAUCCAAAGCUCAAUCCCCAAGAGUUGGCUCAGAAAAUUUUGGAGGAGACUCAAAGUCACCUUAUUGCUGUUGAACGUCUUCAAAGAAGUGGCAGUCAGAUGAGCAAGAACAACUCGGAAGAUGGAGACUCUGCAGCAGCUGGUGCAUCUGUGUUCAGAUCCUCAGAGACCAGCGCAUUCAGUAGGCCAAUGAGCUCUAGUCAGAGGAGCCAUAAUUCACCAGUUACAACUAAACCAAAGCCUCCAACAAGGAGCUCAUCCCUUCAGAAGGUGAGUUCUGGAUAUAAUAGCCCCACAAUAUCAGAGAUCUCCAACAAAGAGGGCACAAGCCCACACAGUGGGCAGCCUUCUCCAAGUUCUGACUCUCAUGGCUUGUUAACAGAACACGCUCACUUUAAACUCAAGUACCCUAGCUCUCCGUACAGCUCUCAUAUUUCUAAAUCUCCAAGAAAUGUCUCCCCAUGCUCAGGGCAUCAGUCUCCCGUGGGCAGCACGCCCUCUCCUGCUCUCUCCUACUCCUCAGCUGGUUCUGCUCGCUCCAGCCCCGCUGAUGCCCCAGAUCUAGACAAAUUAAAAAUGGCUGCCAUCGAUGAAAAGGUGCAGGCCAUCCACAACCUGAAAAUGUUUUGGCAGAGUACUCCCCAACAUUCCACAGGCCCCAUGAAGAUUUUCCGAGGUGCUCCUGGAACAAUGACUUCUAAGAGAGAUGUUCUCAGCUUGCUAAACUUAUCUCCUCGGCACAGCAAAGACGAAAAUACAGACAAGUUGGAACUUAAGGAGUUGUCUCAUCAGCAGCACCUUGCUUCUCCACAAAAGAAUCCUCCAAAUGGACACAGGCACCCUGAAGCUACCAACGUAGUGACUUCACCCCAUUCUCCAUCUUCCAAUAGCACUCCGGGAACAGUACGCCCCUUGAGGCUGCCCUCUGGAAAUGGCUACAAAUUUUUGUCACCAGGGAGAUUUUUCCCUUCCUCCAAAUGUUGAAAUGUCUUUUAUACAAGCUAAUUCAACUUGCAGUCACAGGAAGAUUCUUGGUAAUUUCUUCUACCCACUUGCCUUGAUCAAUAUAAAGCCACAGGAAGCCAUGGUCACACCCAUGAUGAGCAGCACAGUCAUGAGACAAAUAACCGGGCACGGUGCUUUACAGUGUAUGACAAGGGCCUUAUGCAAAUAGGUUUCAGUUCCUCUUGUCAGUACUUUGGCCAGACGCAACUAAUGACAGUUUUCUGCAGUGGUCAGACCUAAUUCUGUGCAGCAGCAAGUCCAGUUAGUCCACGUGUUUGAUAACAAAAUGUCAGCCUUGAAACCACUUACGUGUAUUUCUUACCCUGAAAGGAUGUUUACAGUUGGGAUUUUUAUACAGAAUUUAUAUAUAUCCUGGGACUGGGGAAGGAGGCAAGACGAGGCAAAGCUUCCAUUUUAUGCCACAAGGAUAAUGCACAUAAUGUUCUGUCCAGAGAAAUACAAGCCAUUGCUUUUAAGCUUCUGGGACUGCACACAGGGAGUAGUAACAAUGGAACUGUAGGAACAAUGGAACAAUUGCUCUUAGCCAAACACAGACAUAUAUGAGAAAAUGCUGGUAAUGGACAGCUCCUUGGCAAUAUUGUAUUGAUGAUUACCUCACAUCCUUCUGAUGCUGUGUUGGUGACAUGCUGAUAAGAUAGAAGCCACUUUUUCUGAAGAAAUACCUUUUAGGUUGAAAUUUCCAUGGAUUGGUGUGAGCCCAAGAGAACAUUUUGAUAAAUAAUGAAGAAAAUCCCUUAUCUGAGUAGCAGGAGAAUGACACAUACAAGUUCUGGUUUUAUAAAGUGAUAACUUCAUUGCUCAUAAUUUUACUAGGGUAAGAUUUUUGUAUCAGCAGGUAACUGGUCAGCACAGAACUUUUCUGUUUACCUCUGCAAAUGUGAGGGAUACACAGUGAAUAUGAGAAAGGGGUUUGCAGUGUGCUGCCUCUCAGCAUGCAGACAUUUCACAGAUGUGUCAUCUGGUGAUGAUGUGUUCAAGGAGCUCUCUCCUCUAUUACUGCUAGACCUUGCCAAGCCUCCUCCCAGGGAGAAGCCCACAAUCUCUUUGCCCAUUAUCUUGCUUUCAGGGCCAAUAUAUGCAAAUUAAACAGGUCUGUGUGAUUGUGCAAACAGACCACACUUGGGAUGGAAAGUGCAAACUGUACAUUAAAAUCUAUGCAUCUGUGUCUGUUAACCUCUUCUUCCUGGGCCAAGUGGGAAAGCCAGGAGCA
Pelodiscus sinensis (Chinese soft-shelled turtle) is the source of this 8296-nucleotide messenger RNA. The record is from RefSeq and is a predicted model, not a curated record. NCBI's taxonomy places the organism in Eukaryota, Metazoa, Chordata, Testudines, Trionychidae.